Molecule: messenger RNA, 2686 nt
Organism: Pleuronectes platessa (European plaice)
Lineage: Eukaryota; Metazoa; Chordata; Actinopteri; Pleuronectiformes; Pleuronectidae
Exons: 5
Coding region: 260-1456 (398 amino acids)
Source: RefSeq, a predicted model, not a curated record
CCGGAACCAAAGCAGAGACGGAGGGGAAAUGUCGCUAGCGUCGUCGCGGACCGUUCUAGGAUCAGUGUCCUGUUAGGAGGCUCCAGGCGGUUGCUCCGGUGAGUGAGACCCGGCACCAGUUGCAUCCGAGGAUCCAGGACCCUUUAAAAAGAGGAAGGUGUGCUGUAUCACCACAUGGGCCUCGGAGGCCACCUGAUCUGAUCAUUACAGCCUCUGGAGCCUCCUCUCUCAGCUUGAAGGUUAAAACCUCAGCAAAGCCAUGGAUCAAACCACCAGGGUUGUGGGUGUGGACACCCAGGGGAACUUGCUUUACGCGUUGGUGAAGCCAGUAAUGGGCAUCUUCCAAGUUCCCUCAGAACAAGCCGGCAGCGUGGUACAAGGUGGCAUGGACCUCCAGGGUUUAUCUGAGAACACGCUGGUCCUCCCUCAAAUGCAGGGCCAGGCUCCGCUCGAUCAGAACCACGUGGAGAUGCACAACAUGCAGCCUCACAUGCAGCCUCAGAUGCAGAUUUCUGCCCCCGUCCACACCCAGGAUGUGUCUCAGAACCAGGAGACGCCACCGAACCCCAGCACCAAUUCAGGGUCUGGGACCCAGAUGCCCUUCGCAGAGGUGUCGUCCCUCCUGGAUCCGAACAUGAAGGGAUCUAAAGCUCGGAAGUAUCUCAUCUCGUACGAUGAAAUCAAACGGCGCCUGCAGGACCCGGAGAAGAUGUCCCUGCGCUCGCUGGCAGCGUACACUCGUGUCAGCAGAGGCCCGGCCAGCAAGAAAACACUUCUCGAGUCACUUAAUGUUCUCGGCCUCACUCCAAGCACAACUACCUCCGUAUCCUCCUCGUUCUCCAAACUCACAGAAGGCGACACCAGGGCUUUGUGUGAAGAUAUGAAAGAUUUCUCUGAGGACUACAUUGAUUACAGCAACAUGGCGAAGCAGCUCAUCCCAGAGACCAACACAGUUCAACACUGGUCCAAAAUGAUUGAAACCAAGAAUCACCUCGAGGAUAUGAGGAAAUGUUUCAAGGACCCGGGGAACAGCGGUGCGUUUGAUAACGUGACUCACGGCCUCGGCCUGGGGAUGCUGGACGUGGCACUGGACAUGAUCCUCAUGGUGAUCGAGCAGCAGAUCCGCAUCUUGUCUGGUGCAGCGGCGUCAGACCCGGUGGACACCGGUCCGCCGAUGCGCCGUAUCCGCAGGCGCCACCGUAAAACCCACUUAAAUAACAUGGAGACGCGUCACAAGGUGACUGGGGGGGUCAAGGACCAAGGGAAGGUCAUUUCCAAAGGAAAGGGGCGAGGCAAAGCCAGGAAGAAAACAAGACAGGAAACUGUGGCGCUCGGUCCAGUGGAGACACCGGCAGACCAGUACAAGCCAGACGACGUGGAGGGUAACGUCCUCACACUGGUUUCUGUGGGAUAUGAGACUGUUUCCACUGGGCUCAACGCAGCAGGAACUGUUUGACCACUGGUCACACCACAGGUCAAAGGGACCAAUUACAGUCCCAUUCAAAGAGACACAGCAGCGGGACAGUCGGCACAAGUUGAGCUUCAUUGAGUUCCCAUGAAGACGAGCACAGUUGUAGUGAGCUCAGCAUCGCAGUGUAAAAUCUGUGUCCCAGUUCAGGGGCCUGCGUCCUUCUAUUUGAAUGUGUCCUUUCAUUCCUGAAAAACUAAGGAUCCAACAAGUGGAUCCUUCUCAGGCCAACUUCCUCCAGGAUUCAUCGUGAGCCGGUGGCUGAGCUCCAAGUAGCUAACGAUGCCGUGGGAAGAGCGAGACAAGCUGGUGACUUGAAAUUCUCCGUAGACUAGAUUGUCUCUGUCUCUGUCCUGUGAAGGACGCCGUCCCUGGACUGGGACACAGAUAAUGUCACAUGUUGGAGUCCACUGGAGGCAGCAGCAGGGAGUUAGCUUUACUUAGCAGAAAGACUGGAAACAGGGAAGCAGCAGCUUUAAAUUUCAGUUAAAGCCCCACAGCCCUGCCCAGAGGAUUCUUGAUUUCCAGAUCAAUUUAUAUUUGGAAUUAUUUUUUUAUUUUUUGUUAUAAAGUCAACAGGUCUUAAAUGGAAACCCUGCUUAAACAAUCACAAAAAAAGCAAUUAGUGUUUUACAGGCAGGUUUUAAGUGUCUUGACUAUAACAAGCUCGAGUUUCAACAUUUGAUAUAUAAAGUGUUUAGUCCCUUUUUGUUUCCUAAGAGCCAGGCUAUCUGUUUGCCCCUGCUUGCUGUCUUUCUGCUAAGCUAAGCUAACCAGCUGCUGUGACAUGUGACAGAUGUGAGGUUGAUCUCCAUCUUCUCCUCUGACAUUUGGCAAAAAUGCGAUAAAGCACAUUUCCUGAAAUGUUGAACUGUUUCAUUAAGUGACUCCUCUGUUUCUUUAGUAGGGUUUGUAUGUAUUUCGAUGUAUAAACUGAAUCCUGUCACAUUAUAUUUUCCUGUCUUAGGUAUUUUUUUAGCGAACAGACAAACCAAGGAAUGUAAAAUGUAAACACAUUGUUCGUGCACAAGUACAGUUCACAGUUAACUAUAUGCGAGGUCUCGAUUAUUAUUAUUAUUGUUUUGCCAGUACAACGUCUCCUGUUACACUCUUUUAUUUAUUGUUUAGAUUUCCAGGUCUGUUUUUCUGUACUAGAGUGAUUGAAAUAGUGUCUGUCUGUUUUUACUGAAGUAAAAUAUGAAGAUUUAAUUUUCAUAA